CUCUCUCUUUCCAGUUGUUCUGUGGGCGUGUCCCUUGUGCACCUCACAGUCGGCAAAAAUGGCGCUCUCGCAGAAGGAGCAGGAUAUUCAGAUGAUGCUGGCGGCCCAGUGCCACCUGGGCACCAAGAACUGCCACUACCAGAUGGAGCGGUACAUGUACCGCCGUCGCCAGGAUGGCAUCUACAUCAUCAACCUGGAGAAGACUUACGAGAAGCUGCAGAUGGCUGCGCGCGUCAUUGUGGCCAUUGAGAACCCGCAGGACAUUUGCGUGCUGUCCGCUCGCCCCUAUGGCCAGCGCGCUGUGUUCAAGUUUGCGCAGUACCUGGGCUGCAAGUCGAUGGCCGGUCGCCACACGCCCGGUACCUUCACUAACCAGAUUCAGAAGGCGUUCGAGGAGCCGCGCCUGCUGAUUCUGACCGACCCCCGCACCGACCACCAGCCGGUUAAGGAGUCGUCCUACAUGAACAUCCCCAUCAUUGCUUUCUGCGACACGGACAGCCCGCUCACCUACGUGGAUGUGGCCAUCCCGGCCAACAACAAGGGCAAGCACUCCAUCGGUGUGCUUUACUGGCUGCUGGCGCGCAUGGUGCUGGAGAUGCGUGAGCAGAUCACUCCCGCCAACCCCUGGAACGUCAUGGUGGACCUGUUCUUCUACAGGGAGCCCGAGGAGACCAAGGAGGCUGGCGAGGAGGAGGCCUUCGAGGGUGAGGGCUACGCCCUGCCCGCCCCCGUCGGCGCCACCGACACCUGGGGUGAGGCCGCCGCUCCCGAGGCCGCCCCCGCCGCUGCUGGCUACACGCCGGAGGCCGCUGGCUUCGAGGCCGCCGCUGGCUUCGAGGCCGCUGCCCCGCCCCCGGUGGCCGGCUUCGUGGCCCCCGAGGCCUUCGGCAGCGCCUUCUAAGCGCCCACUGCCGCUUGCGAGCUGCGGAGGAGGAGGCUUGUGAAGGGCCGCGGCUGUGCGUUGCCCCUUGCGGUGGCGCAUAGCGGUGGUUGUGCGAGGCGCGGGUGGUUGUGCGGGUUGGCCUUGGGGAGAGAGCUGUAAAGUGAAAACAGAA
Molecule: messenger RNA, 1055 nt
Organism: Astrephomene gubernaculifera
Lineage: Eukaryota; Viridiplantae; Chlorophyta; Chlorophyceae; Chlamydomonadales; Astrephomenaceae
Source: the annotation of a GenBank genome assembly